CACACCGGCGCGUUCCUUCACUCAGCGCAGGAAAAGCUCGUCUUGCUCUUUCCGGCUUUGGCCACUAGGGGCAGACCUGAGCGGCUCUCUCCCAUCCCCAUCCCCACCACCACGUAGCAUCAGGCAGUUCAUCGUUGUUUCCUUUAUACAUCGAGCCGUGUUUAAUUCGCAGAUCCGUUUGCUUUACUGUAUUGGUUUUUGUUUCACAACGCGCGCGCCCCCGGAAAAAAGGAAGGAAGAAGGAAGCCACCUCCCCCAAAACCUACCAGGAGGGGGGAAAUCAAAGAGCUGGAAGUACUGCAGAGAAAGAGAAAAAAAAAAGAUCUUAGGACCGAGAGAGGAGCGACCCGAAAUCAAGAUGUAAAAAAUAAAAAUGGAACAUCGGGGACGAUGGUGGUGGAGGAAGAUGGUGCAACGCUGAGCGGGGGGCUGCGCUCCUCCUCGGCCUCUUCGGGAGCAAGUGCUUACCGGAAACCUGAAAAAUCUGAGACCCAAACGAGGAUGCGUCCUGUCCAGAAGUCCUUGUGUGCGCUGAUGGUGCUGACGGCCUCCUUGGCAUUUCUCUAUCUUCAUGUGUGGUCGCCAAAGCCCUACACUACUGUGGACCUGAGACAUCGGGCUGACUGGGUGCCGGAACAACUGUUGAACGACCGCCUGCUGGUGCCUGACAAGAAAUAUGCACACAUUGCUUUCCGGAUCAAGGAAGAGAUUGUGGAACUCCUUCCUAAGAACUCUUGCAAAUGUCAGGUGGAACCGAGCAUGAACCUUCCCUUCCAGAAACAGCUCUUUGGUCACGUCUACUCUCUGGAAUUUGCAAAUGCCUUCAGACCUUCGGAACUUCCAGAAAUCAACAGCCAACGAGAACAAGAGUAUCGAAGUUAUCGGCAAAGGUCCCAGUCCCCAGCCGACCAGCUCCUUAUAGUCCGAGCCAAUUCACCACUGGAAUAUCCGGCUCAGGGCGUGGAGGUUCGUCCCCUCCAGACUAUUCUCAUCCCAGGCCUGAGCUUGCAGGCGACUGAAAGAACCUUGUACCGGGUCAACCUGACAGCUACGAUGGGCACUUUUGAUGUGGCUGCAGAAGUGGAAGGUGUCAAGGUGGAAGGGGAAGGGAGAAUGCAUCUCACCCUGUCAGCAUCCCAGCUGGAUAACCUCAAUCGGCAAAUGCAGUUUGUCACCUAUACCAACACGCUUUUCCAUCCCAACACAGCAGAUACAGUGCAGUUUUCUACCGAUGAGCAUCAUGCGUCUUUCAUCAUUCGCAUCCGCCAUGCGCCCACCCCAAGACUCUACAACCCAGGAUCUUCCAGUGGAGGGACCAAUGGAGAGGAAUACAAUAUCAGUGCCCUGGUCACUAUAGCAACCAAGACCUUCUUGCGCUACGACAAGCUGCGAGCCCUGAUCGACAGCAUCCGCAAGUUUUACCCCACCGUGACCAUCAUCAUUGCUGAUGACAGCCUGGACACCGAACGUGUGGAGGGCCCCCACAUUGAGCAGUACUUCAUGCCCUUUGGCAAGGGAUGGUUUGCUGGCAGAAAUCUGGCCAUUUCCCAAGUAACCACCAAAUAUGUCCUGUGGGUAGACGAUGAUUUCAUUUUCACACCCCGCACCAAAGUGGAGAAGCUGGUGGAUGUCCUUGAGAAAACUAGUUUGGAUCUGGUGGGUGGAGCAGUGCGGGAGAUCACGGGCUACACCACCACAUACCGGCAGCAGAUCAGCGUGCAACCUGGCAAUGAGGAUGGGGACUGCUUGCGAACCCGCCAAGGUUAUCACCAUAUCAUUGAAGGCUUCCCUGACUGUGUGGUCACGGAUGGUGUGGUCAACUUCUUCCUGGCACGCACUGAGAAAGUGCUCCAGGUUGGCUUCGAUCCUCGUCUCAGCCGCGUCGCACACCUUGAGUUCUUCAUCGACGGCCUGGGCAUUCUGCACGUGGGCUCCUGCUCCAACGUGGUGGUGGACCACGCCUCCAAGAUCAAACUGCCAUGGCUCAAGACAGAGAGCGAGAAGCAAUACGCCAAAUUCCGCUACCCCAACUCCAGCGACAACAGCCUGAACACCAAACAGAGCUUAUUCUACUUCAAGAACCGUUUCAAAUGUAUGACGGGCAACUAGCCUUUGAUUCUAGGGCACCCAGCCCUAACCUAACCGCUGGCUUAAGUCCUUAAGCAGUCAAGCCUACUGAUCUCAGGCAGCCUGCUCCGGCAA
Pogona vitticeps (central bearded dragon) is the source of this 2202-nucleotide messenger RNA. The record is from RefSeq and is a predicted model, not a curated record. NCBI's taxonomy places the organism in Eukaryota, Metazoa, Chordata, Lepidosauria, Squamata, Agamidae.